This is a messenger RNA of Arctia plantaginis, 669 nucleotides long. Lineage: Eukaryota; Metazoa; Arthropoda; Insecta; Lepidoptera; Erebidae. The record is from the annotation of a GenBank genome assembly.
AUGGAAAGGAGGAUAAAGUUAAAAACACUAAAUAGUCACAUUACUUGUAAAAUUUGUCGCGGUUACUUCAUCGACGCGACUACGGUCACUGAGUGUCUUCAUACGUUCUGCAAAAGCUGUCUAGUGAAACAUCUAGAAGAGAACAAUACUUGUCCAACAUGCAACAUUGUGAUACACCAAUCGCAUCCGCUGCAGUACAUCAGCUUCGACCGGACCAUGCAGGACAUUGUCUAUAAAUUAGUUCCAGACUUACAGGACAAUGAAGCAAAGAGGGAAAGAGACUUUUAUAGAGCCCGCAACCUGCCAUGUCCCAAAGAUGCUGCACUCGCAGCUGACAAACCAGGGUCUGAUGAACCUGAGCAACCAGAUAAUACUGAUUGUCAUAGGAAAGAUGAACAGGUGAAUGUUUGCCUGGAGUGCAUAUCAACGUCACUGCGGACGCUAAAGCGCAGCUUUAUCCGAUGUUCAGCACAGGCAACUAUUACACACCUAAAGAAAUUUAUAGCUAAGAAAGUUUUAAGUGGAAUGGAGAAAUAUAGAGAAAUUGAUAUACUUUGUAACGAUGAAUUACUAGGCAAAGAUCACACGUUAAAGUUCGUGUACGUAACGCGUUGGCGGUUCCGCGACCCGCCGCUCCGACUGCAGUAUAGACCUAAGAUCGAUUUGUAG